Molecule: messenger RNA, 1653 nt
Organism: Cuscuta europaea
Lineage: Eukaryota; Viridiplantae; Streptophyta; Magnoliopsida; Solanales; Convolvulaceae
Source: the annotation of a GenBank genome assembly
GUCCCAUUUAUGCUCUGCCUUCCCAUAUCUGAUUGAAAAACAAGAGUUUGGGAGAACUCUUCCAAGCCCAUCACUAUGAUAUGCGUCGGUGGAGUUCCUUUCCCUACCGGUUCCGAUGAUUCGUCUUCCUCUCAGGGAGAAGACAUCAUGAUGGCCUUAAUGAAUCAUCCUGCUUUGAUGGCUACAUCUUUUUCAUUAGGUGCCAUUGAGGAGAGAAUGUUUUCUCUUUCCAAUACUUGUCAUUUGGUGGGAACAAAACAAAUAAGAUGGGUCUAUAUUUUCCAAAGAGAAUAUGCUACCAUCAGCCCUUCACUUGUUGAUAUGGUUGGCACUGAUGAGGCGACGACCUGUGUAGGUCUUAUCAUACGAAAUCCUAAAAGUGGAAUGAUCUCUGUUGCCCAUAUUGAUUCUCCAGGUGUUGUUGAUAUUGGCCUAACCCAAAUGUUAUCCUCCAUUGUUGAUAAGGAUGAUGCCAUUUUGGAUGUACAUUUAAUUGGUGGUUUUAAUGAUGUCACACAUGAAGUCAGGCAUGAAAAUGAUGUAUCACACGAUAAUGCAAAGUGGGAGGGAUAUUCCUUCCCCAUUUGUUCGAAGAUAGUUGACACCAUGGGGAAGAGUACCAAUAUUUUCAACAUUAAAACGCUGCAUGUUCUUGAUCAUAACACCACAAAGGAUUCAAAAGGGAAUGCAUGCCCGAUCUUCAAUGGUUUCCUGGUGGAAACUGCCACCGGGUCAAUAUUUCCAGCAACCUUUGAUGGAACAACAAGAUGCCCAGAUGAACUCGUUAGGAGAAUCCGAGUGACUUCUUCGUUUGAGGACCUCAGUUGGAAGGAUAGAUUGCUGGAGACAUAUGACACACUGUCGGACCGAUUCAUUAUUUCUCCUUGCACAUGGUCCGCCCAUCAAAAACAGAUUGCUCUAGGUCUGCAAAAUCUAUGUGAUCCAGAAAUCCUUCGUAUCUGUUCCACCUCACCUUCUGCUGAGCCUCCUCAUUUUGUGGAUGAUCUAAGAAGGCAAUGGGAGUAUUUAAUCAAACACCCGGAUUGGCGAGAAACGUUUCCUGGUAAACGUCCCAGAAUAUUUGUGAGAACAGCUAAUGGGGGUUGGGACAGGCUCCUCUUGGACUAAACUAUUGCAUCUGGGCUGCGAAAUAUGCAAGCAUUCAUUCCAUGCCAUUGUAGAAUCAGAUUUAUUGCCCAAUGCUGGCGUAAAUUUCCCCCGAUCUAAUAUUACCACUUCAAUUGCCAUGGUCCAUGGAAGGUGAACAUAAUGCAUAAUAACUUGUGCACAACGAAAAUGUUAAGGACGAUAGUAAUAACAUCUAAAUCACUAUGGUGAAAAAUAUGCGUCUUUUAGUUGGUAUAAUGUCAAUUCCCCCUUCUUAUUAUAGAUAGAAUAAUAGAUAAUCUACCUGGACAUAUGAAGAUGGGGUAUCCCAGUUUGAGCUACACCCAUCCCAUGUCCAUAUGAAUACAAGAUUAUACAGUGUGUUUGGUCAUGGAGUUUCAAUUUUAGCUGGAUUGCGUCGAGAAUUUUGAGCAAAAUGUAUUGUACACCCUAGUACAGUUUUCCAGUUCGGAUCUUUUUGUGAUUCUUGGAAUUGCUCUUUUUACACAUGAAGACUGCUUAUUUAGCAUAUUUAAUCGUGGUCGC